UGAGCCAUUCCACAUUUCUGGACCCUGAAGCUAAAGGAGCGAGGUUUAUUUUGAAAAUCGUGAACGGAUGUGAUGCGUGUUCUUUGCGCAAGUGGAACUUUACUGACAACAGCCGUGACAUGGAGAUUUCCGGAGUUGAAUGAAGGCAGAGGAGGAACCUAGAGACUUCCUUCAUCGGCCCCCGGGACCAAUCGGGUUGAGCUUUCAAAUAAAUGUCGACCAUGUCAUGGGAAGAAAAGCCUCGUUCUGUGGCCUCGCCUCCACCCUGCUCCGCCACUCGUUGAGCUAAACGAACUGAGAAACCUCGCACUCCCGCUGUCAACGCAGGUAACGUGAAGUUAGCUCCGUGAGCUGCGGCGCUUUUAGCUCGCUAGCUCCACGGCCAUGGCGGACAGUGGCAGUCCCAUUGGCCCGGGCGGCACCGGACAAGGCAGCGCUAGCCCGCCGCACCAGACCGCCGCGAACUGUCACCCGGAAGGAAGCUCGUCGGCUGCCUGUGUACCCUCCACCUCCAGUCCGGCCUUUCCUCCGCCCGCGGACGCCGCGGACAGUGGCCUAACCGCGCUGGUGGCGCCUAUUUCCACCACUCCUGCCGUGUUUGGAACCUCAUUCAUGCCCGGAACUACGCCACCUGUCGUAGCCGUGUCUCCGACUGUUCACACACCCACACCCGCCAUUGAGUUCGGAGUGGCCGGGGGUGCAGAAGCGAACCUUAUGACGUGGAAAUACCCCACGACCUGGGACCCGACCCUGAGCUCGGACUGGGACAACGAAAGGGCUUCACAGCCGUGUAUCCUGAGGAUAAAGAGGGACAUCAUGGCCAUCUACAAGGAACCUCCACCAGGAAUGUUCGUGGUCCCCGACCCUCAGGACAUGACGAAGAUCCACGCUCUGAUCACGGGGCCGUUCGACACACCGUACGAGGGCGGCUUCUUCCUCUUUUUGUUCCGCUGCCCCCCCGACUACCCCAUCCAUCCUCCCCGGGUCAAGCUCAUCACCACAGGACAGAACACCGUGCGCUUCAACCCCAACUUUUACCGCAACGGCAAGGUGUGCCUCAGCAUCCUGGGGACGUGGGCUGGUCCAGCUUGGAGUCCGGCCCAGAGCAUCUCGUCCGUCCUCAUCUCCAUCCAGUCCCUGAUGACUGAGAAUCCCUACCACAACGAGCCUGGCUUUGAACAGGAGCAUCAUCCAGGGGACAGUAAAAACUACAACGAGUGUAUCCGCCAUGAGACCAUCAGGGUGGCUGUGUGUGACAUGCUGGAAGGAAAGGUCUCCUGUCCUGAAGCUCUGUGGAGCGUGAUGGAAAAAUCCUUCCUUGAAUAUUACGAUUUCUACGAGGGAGUUUGCAAAGAGAGAUUCCAUCUGGAGGGACAGAAAAUGCAGGACCCCUUUGGUGAGAAGCGGGGUUAUUUCGACUACCACGCUCUGCUGGCCCGCCUCAGAGAGACCCACAGGAAAAUAAGGGAGAAGAACCUGGCAGAGGACGCCAACAAUGACGAAGACUCAGAGUCAGACACCAGCUCCUCGGGGACGGACCCUGACAGUCAGGGCUGGGAAGCAGCUCCCAGCCCAGAGUCUGGAUCCUGAACACAAGACCAAGUCCAGAACUGAAGGUUGAGGGGUUUGUUUUAUUAGUAUGCAGCGGAGCAAGGGGGAAAAAAAGAGAAAAAUAAAACAAUGAGAAAAAAAUAAGUAACUCCUCAGUCUGAGGCUGUCCAGUGAGAGCAGGCGUCAGUCUCACCCUUUAUCCUGGUGUCACAGCUGGUCUCUUGGCACCAGGGGGCGUCACAGCUGAAGAGAGCAGUCGUUCUUAAGAAGAAGCGGUUUUCAUGGACGUUGGAUAGAUUUCGGCGAGCGCUGCUGUUCUCGAUGUGGAAGCGAUGCAGCCGUAAAGCCACCUAGAGGUUCACAAAAGAACUGCUCUCCACGUGUUUGCUCCUUUUGGAAACUUUCUCAAGUUUCAAACUUUCUUUCUGGUCAGAUUUGAAAACGUACACAGAAGCGGCGUGGAGUUGGAGCGACGGUUCUCCUCCUUUCCUUUUCUUCCACCUCCGUCAGCGCUCUCUCUCUCUCUCUCUCUCUCCCCAACAGCUUCACUUCUGAUGAGACUCAAGUUGGAGCGGCUGCUCCUUUCUAAUCUACAACUCUUCCUCCGCUGCUACAUCUCCAUCGUACACCAGUCGACGUUUACUUCGAGGGGCUCUUAUUUUCAGAUCGUGUCAGAAAGCAUUCAAACGUUUAUAAUCCUUUUUUUUUUUUUU
Messenger RNA from Cynoglossus semilaevis (tongue sole), 2264 nucleotides. It is a transcript of the gene ube2z, whose product is annotated as ubiquitin-conjugating enzyme E2Z. Gene Ontology annotation, molecular function: cysteine-type endopeptidase inhibitor activity. The coding region runs from base 385 to 1590 and encodes 401 amino acids. The record is from RefSeq and is a predicted model, not a curated record. Gene Ontology annotation, cellular component: nucleus. The transcript is spliced from 8 exons. Gene Ontology annotation, biological process: negative regulation of apoptotic process. Lineage: Eukaryota; Metazoa; Chordata; Actinopteri; Pleuronectiformes; Cynoglossidae.